AUGUCAGAGAAAAAGCCACGAGCCUCAGACACACGUCCCAAAUGCAGCUUCCGCAGUUGGAGUGCAGACAGUUACGUGUGGCGAGGGAAGAAACGCUCCCGGAGCUCUCGCAGCGGGUUGAGUCCCGGAGGUUUGGAGGCGGAGGGGACGGAGGAGCUGGGUGUGCGGUCAACAUCCUGUCCGAGGCGGAGAAGAGAGAGAAAGUGUAGCUGCAGCACUCUUGGGGAUGCAUUGACAUCUGCAGACAUUGAUGUAGUGUGUCGGAAGGCCUUGUCCCGGCGCUCUCUGAGGCAGAAGUUUCAGGAUGCUGUGGGCCAGUGUUUCCCUCUGCGCUCUCAUCAUCAUCACCAUCAUCAUCACCACCAUCCACCGGGCUCCUCACGACCCUUCUCAGUGCUCUUCUGGUCCAAACGCAAGAUCCACGUCUCAGAGCUCAUGCAGGACAAGUGUCCCUUCUCGCCCAAAUCUGAACUGGCCCGAUGUUGGCACCUUAUAAAAAAUCAUGCCACACACCCAAGUGCCCUCAAGGACAUGGAGGCUCCUCUCAAACCCAGUGUCUCAUCUUCCUCUACCUCCCCACCACAGACCCCCCUUUCCUGGGAGGAUAUCUGCUGCUCCCCUGGGCCUGGAAGCACCAGUCUGGAGGACUGGGACCCUUCUUGUCCACAUGGGGGAGCAGAGGGCAGCUGUGGCGACACUGACUACAUCCUGGUUCCAGAUCUCCUCCAGAUCAACAACAGCCCCUGUUACUGGGGUGUGUUGAACCGCUUUGAGGCUGAGGAGCUUCUGGAGGGCCAACCAGAGGGAACGUUUCUGCUCCGGGACUCUGCCCAGGAUGAGUUCCUCUUCUCGGUCAGCUUUCGGCGCUACAGCCGCUCCCUGCAUGCACGCAUUGAGCAGAACGGCAAGCGUUUCAGCUUUGAUGUGCGUGACCCGUGUAUGUACCGGGAUCCCAGUGUGACAGGACUACUGAGACACUACAGUGAUCCAGCCACCUGCCUCUUCUUUGAGCCCCUCCUUUCCAGGCCACUACUAAGGAACUUCCCUUUCUCCCUCCAGCACCUGUGCAGGGCUGCAAUAUGUAGCAGCACCACCUACAAGGGCAUAAACAGCCUACCGCUGCCACCUCAGCUCAGGGAAUACCUCAGACAGUACCACAUUAAGUGUGAGGGCGCCUGCGCUGUGUGA
Molecule: messenger RNA, 1188 nt
Organism: Seriola dumerili (greater amberjack)
Lineage: Eukaryota; Metazoa; Chordata; Actinopteri; Carangiformes; Carangidae
Gene: socs4
Product: suppressor of cytokine signaling 4-like
Exons: 1
Coding region: 1-1188 (395 amino acids)
Biological process (GO): phosphatidylinositol phosphate biosynthetic process; intracellular signal transduction
Cellular component (GO): phosphatidylinositol 3-kinase complex
Molecular function (GO): 1-phosphatidylinositol-3-kinase regulator activity
Source: RefSeq, a predicted model, not a curated record